UAUAUUUAAUUCUAAACUUAUGCUUUUCCUUUUAUCAAACGGUUUGUUUGUUUAUAAAACCAUAUCAUGGGCCCAUUACGAAAAUAAGAAAAAUUGGGAGGCCCAAAUAAAAGCCUAUAGUUCAUAGCCAGCCCUGUUGUUUUAAGACUUCCAGAUCUAUAGAAAACAAUGAAGAUCGCAUUAGACUUCUCCUCCGCCUUCCGCCACACACGCGCCGCCGCAUUAGCCACCACAACCUCCAGUGUAUCAGUUUCGCUUUCUCCGGCGAUUAAAUUCCACACUCCAUCCUUCUAUUCGCCUUCCUCGACACUACCGCUAGCUUAUUCUUCUCGUAGAUGUCUCACCUGCCGAUUCGGCGACGAAGAUUAUUAUGAUGAUGAGGAUGAUUAUUUGGUUGAAUGCUUGACAGAUGGGAAGACGGAGGAUGGGGUUCUCAUCUCGGUGGAGAAGCUCGAGAAGAGCUCGCGGCGAAUCCGCUCGAAGAUCGGAAUGGAGGCGAGCCUCGAUUCGGUUUGGAGCGUGUUGACUGAUUACGAGAAGCUGUCGGAGUUCAUACCGGGCCUUGUCGUUAGUGAGUUGGUGGAGAAGGAAGGCAACCGUGUUCGUCUUUUCCAGAUGGGACAGCAAAACUUAGCAUUGGGUCUUAAGUUCAAUGCCAAAGCUGUUCUAGAUUGUUUCGAGAAGGAGCUUGAGAUUCUGCCUCAUGGGAGGAGACGUGAAAUCGACUUUAAGAUGGUCGAAGGAGAUUUUCAAUUGUUUGAAGGCAAAUGGUCCAUCGAACAAUUAGACAAAGGGGAGGCUUUGGAUUUACAGUUUAAAGAUUUUCCGACCACGCUUGCGUACACCGUGGAUGUAAAACCAAAGAUGUGGUUACCUGUACGGCUAGUUGAAGGAAGAUUGUGCAAUGAGAUCAAAACAAACCUUUUGAGUGUUAGAGAUGCAGCUCAGAAACUCAUUGAAGUUGUUAUUCAUGAUCUUUGAGUUUUAUUUUUUUCUCUCAAGACCCAAGUUGAAGUAGUUUUCUACUUCUCUACCGCUUAGAUAGAUACACACGUUUUUUUCUCACUUGUAUAUUCUGAUCUAUAAAUCUUUGAAUAUACCAAGUUUUUCCGACA
Raphanus sativus (radish) is the source of this 1115-nucleotide messenger RNA. RefSeq lists its product as uncharacterized. Lineage: Eukaryota; Viridiplantae; Streptophyta; Magnoliopsida; Brassicales; Brassicaceae. The record is from RefSeq and is a predicted model, not a curated record. Bases 169 to 981 code for a protein of 270 amino acids. The transcript has 3 exons.